AUGAUGGCAACGGUAGAAGAGAAAGGCUUUGCAGAUGGAAGAGACGAUUACACACAAGAUGGGACUGUAGAUCUCAAAGGUAGACCUGUUUUAAGAUCAAAGAGUGGAGGAUGGAAAGCUUGUUCCUUCAUUGUAGGAUAUGAAGUCUUUGAGAGGAUGGCAUAUUAUGGGAUAGCAUCAAACCUAGUGCUAUAUUUGACAAAAGAGCUCCAUGAAGGCACUGUAAAAUCUUCAAACAAUGUCACCAACUGGGUUGGUACUGUAUGGAUGACACCCAUUUUAGGUGCAUACAUCGCAGAUACUUUUCUUGGCCGAUACUGGACUUUCGUCAUUGCUUCAGCAAUUUAUCUCGUGGGAAUGUUCCUCUUAACCCUAGCAGUCUCAGUGCCAGCAUUAAGACCACCAUCUUGUGGCCAUGGUGUUAAAGAAGAAGAUUGCACUAAAACGGCGUCAUCUUUGCAAGUGGGUAUUUUCUAUUGUGCCUUGUAUAUAAUAGCUGUUGGGACAGGUGGAACCAAACCCAACAUUUCAACCAUGGGGGCAGAUCAGUUUGAUGACUUUGAUACCAAGGAAAGGACUCAAAAGCUCUCCUUCUUUAAUUGGUGGAUGUUUAGCAUUUUCUUUGGCACUCUCUUCUCCAACACUUUUCUGAUAUACAUACAAGACAAUGUGGGGUGGAGCCUUGGUUAUGGCCUCCCAACAAUUGGGCUCUUGGUUUCAGUUUUGGUUUUCUUGGUAGGCACUCCAUUUUAUAGGCACAAAGUUCCUUCAGAGAGUCCUACAACUAAAAUAGUCAAAGCUCUUGUGGCUGCAAUAAGGAAAUGGCAGGUUCCUGUCCCCAAUGACCCAAAAGAGCUUCAUGAGCUGAGCUUGGAAGAUUACUCCAAAAAUGGGAAAUUCAGAAUUGAGUACACCCCUCUCUUAAGAUUCCUUGACAAAGCAGCAGUAAAGAAAGGGUCAAGCUCACCAUGGCUGCUAUGCCCAGUGACCCAAGUAGAAGAAACCAAGCAAAUGGUGAAAAUGAUUCCUAUUUUGAUUGCGACUUUCGUACCAAGCGCCGUAAUAGCCCAAGUAGGUACACUUUUCAUCAAACAAGGCACCACCCUGGACAGGAGCGUUGGUCCUAAUUUCAAAAUCCCACCAGCAUGCCUCACAGCUUUUGUAACCAUCUUCAUGCUGCUCAGCAUUCCAAUCUAUGACCGCUACUUUGUCCCAACAGUAAGGCGCUACACGAAGAACCCUAGAGGAAUUACAUUGCUGCAGAGACUAGGGAUUGGCCUUGUGUUGCAUGUCAUUAUCAUGGUCACAGCUUGCUUGGCUGAGAGAAAGAGACUCAGUGUUGCAAGAGAAAAUCACAUGUUUGACAAACAUGAUACAGUUCCCCUUACUAUUUUCAUUCUCCUCCCUCAGUAUGCAUUGACAGGGGUUGCUGAUGCCUUUGUGGAAGUUGCAAAGUUGGAGUUUUUCUAUGAUCAAGCUCCAGAAGGCAUGAAAAGCCUAGGUACCUCAUAUUUCACUAGCAGCUUGGGGAUUGGACACUUUCUCAGUAGUUUUCUUUUAACAACAGUUUCUGAUAUCACAAAGAGAAAUGGCCACAAGGGUUGGAUUUUGGACAAUAUAAAUGUCUCUCAUUUAGACUACUAUUAUGGUUUCCUGGCAAUCCUGAGCUUUCUCAACCUCUUCUUUUUUCUGCUCGUCGCAAGGUUGUUUGUUUAUAAUAAUGACGUGACAGAAUCCGAGAGGGGCUUGGCAAUGGAAGCUUCAGUACCGAGCAAAGCUUCAUCUCAAGAUAAUGAAGUCUUGAAGAAAGGAAUAAGCUGAUAAAAGUGUUUGUAUAUUGCUUGCUUUUCACAAUUAAAUACAAUCCAUUACAAGGGUACCUUACAGAAGUUUUACCCGCAA
This is a messenger RNA of Juglans microcarpa x Juglans regia, 1902 nucleotides long. RefSeq names its product protein NRT1/ PTR FAMILY 5.2-like. Gene Ontology annotation, biological process: transmembrane transport; dipeptide transport. The record is from RefSeq and is a predicted model, not a curated record. Gene Ontology annotation, molecular function: dipeptide transmembrane transporter activity; tripeptide transmembrane transporter activity. NCBI's taxonomy places the organism in Eukaryota, Viridiplantae, Streptophyta, Magnoliopsida, Fagales, Juglandaceae. Gene Ontology annotation, cellular component: membrane. The transcript has 4 exons. Bases 1 to 1821 code for a protein of 606 amino acids.